Molecule: messenger RNA, 351 nt
Organism: Adineta ricciae
Lineage: Eukaryota; Metazoa; Rotifera; Eurotatoria; Adinetida; Adinetidae
Source: the annotation of a GenBank genome assembly
AUGCGACGAAGUACUAUGUUGUUUGCUAUCAUGUGUCUUCUGGUGAUACAUGCCAUGGCUUUGGAUGAGAGAAAGAAGCGAAGUAUUGGUGAAAAUCAUUAUCGAACUAUGAACAAACGACAAGAUGGUGGCGAUGGAGGUGAUGGAGGAAACGGUGGUGGCGAUGGAGGCGAUGGAGGAAACGGUGGUGGCGAUGGAGGCGAUGGUGGCAAUGGAGGCGAUGGUGGCAAUGGAGGCGAUGGAGGCGAUGGAGGCGAUGGAGGCAAUGGUGGCGAUGGAGGAAACGGUGGUGGCGAUGGAGGAGAUGGAGGUGGCGAUGGAGGCGAUCGUAGACGUCGAUACACACACUAG